Molecule: messenger RNA, 1689 nt
Organism: Harpegnathos saltator (Jerdon's jumping ant)
Lineage: Eukaryota; Metazoa; Arthropoda; Insecta; Hymenoptera; Formicidae
Product: THAP domain-containing protein 1
Exons: 2
Coding region: 353-1336 (327 amino acids)
Source: RefSeq, a predicted model, not a curated record
UAGAGUCGUUUUCGAUUUGAUUGAUUAACUGAUAACGUCGCUCCUUGCGUGAUAUAAACAUACAAAUUGUUGCGUCCUCCAUUUAUAUAUGCAGAAUACUGCAUAUACAUCUCGACUGUCAAUGUGAAUAAUUCCAGAGAGAAACCAGAGAGUGACCAACACUAGAGUCCCUAUAGUAAGCCAAUGUUCUAGUUGGAUACAAAAUGGCUACUACACCUGUACUGCACCUACUGUAAUCUCGGUUUUUACGCGUGCACAUGCAAGUGAUAACAUAACAUUAUUUCAUCUUGGAAAAAACUUCCAACACAAUAAGAAGAGUAUAUAUAAAAAUAUUUAUAAUAAUAUUUUAAAAAUGACUGGUUGUUGCAUACCGGGAUGCAGAAAUAGAAGUGAAAAUGGCUUCUAUAUGAAACGUUUUCCAAUAAGUAAAAAACAAAAAAUUAUAUGGUUGAAACAAAUUGGAAGAGAAAACUGGAAACCGAAACAAUAUUCAGCAAUUUGUGAAGUUCAUUUUACUAAAGAAAUGUGGGAAAAACCGCGACAGGAUGGUUCCAAGAAAUUAAAAACACAAGCAGUGCCAACAAGUUUUCCUUAUACAAAAGUAAUGUCGGAAUCUUUCGAUGGAAAAAUAAAGAAGUUAAAAUAUAAUGAAAACAACGAUGAAAAUAAUGAAGAACCUACAAGCAUUAUAUUCAAUUGUUCUCAAGUUGUAAGUAAUGUUGAUGAAGAGCAUCCUGCAAUAGAGAAUAAUUCAUGUCCACCAUUUAUUGACAAUGUUGAAGUAUAUGAUCAGAUGAUACAUUGCAAUACUCAUUUAUUAUCAUCAAGUGAAAAUAAUGUAAAUAAUGAGAACACAAAUGUGCCUGCAACUACAUCCUCAUCAAUAUUCAAUGUAACACCAUCUACAUUGGAAUAUGCUCUAGAACAAAUAACAUUAUUACAACAAAAAGUGAAACAUAAAGAAACAGAAAUAAAACAAAUGAAACAACAAUUUGAGAUUGCUAAUAAAGUACUUAAGAAAUGUGACAAAACGCGAGAAACUCUUAUGAAUUGUAUUAGACGAUACAGAAGUACAAAUAAGCUACGUGUAGAAAACACUUUGUCACAAUCAACACAGUUAUUUCAAAAAGUGUUCAACAAUGAUCAAAUUGAGUGGUUAAAAUCAAAUUCAAGCAACCGACGUAUGUACAAGUGGUCUAAAAAAACUAUUAAAGAGGCUCUUCGAAUAAAAUUCUCUUGUACUAAUAGUGGUUAUCAAGAACUGAUUAAUCAAAAGAUUCCAUUACCAUCAACACGCACUUUAAGAAGAAGUCUUUACCCCAGGAAUAAUAGAUGAUUUUUUCAUGCCAUGAAAGAGAAAAUUCAACAAUUUGAAGAUGACAGACAACAUGAUUGCGUACUUGGCGUUGAUGAAAUGUCUCUUACACCUGGUGAACAACUUGAUCCUUGUACAAAUUCAACUUUAGGGCUUUCUACUAUUCCCAACAGUCAUGAUAACUCCUAUACAUUUUCCUUAUAAUAUAAACAGGAAGUUUCUUUAAUUCUGUUCAUCUUAAUAUCUUUGUUAUCUGAAAUUAUAGUAAUAUUAAAAUUACCGAAAUAUUAAAAUGAACAGAAUAAAAUAAAUACUCCGUAUGAUUUCAUUUUCCUGAUGAAUAUCCUAGUUUCAUUUUCCUAUGAAUAUCUUAU